Didymosphaeria variabile is the source of this 1389-nucleotide messenger RNA. RefSeq lists its product as uncharacterized. Bases 1 to 1389 code for a protein of 462 amino acids. Lineage: Eukaryota; Fungi; Ascomycota; Dothideomycetes; Pleosporales; Didymosphaeriaceae. Gene Ontology annotation, cellular component: cytoplasm. The transcript is spliced from 9 exons. Gene Ontology annotation, molecular function: homogentisate 1,2-dioxygenase activity. Gene Ontology annotation, biological process: L-phenylalanine catabolic process. The record is from RefSeq and is a predicted model, not a curated record.
AUGCCUCCUCUGGAUAACCCCCAGGAAUACCAGAACAUCUUCCACUGGGCAGAGACUCAGAAAGAUGGAUCAGUCCCUUCUUUCCGGACAAGGAAGAAUGACCCUUAUGAGUAUCAAGCUGGCUUCAACAACCUCUUCGAGAGCGAGGCCGUUCCGGGCACAAUCCCUCAAGGCCAAAAUUCGCCACGGAACGUGAGAUUUGGGCUCUACGCCGAGCAGAUGACCGCAACAGCAUUCGUUGCGCCCAGACACCUAAAUAAGAAAGCAUGGCUCUACAGAGCAAGGCCCGCUGUCGCCCACCAGGGCUUCACGGACCUCCCCGACAACGAAGACACCGAAUCCUGUUUCUUGCCACUUAACCCACGCGUGCACGUUUCACCCACGCAGCUCGCGUGGCUUCCCUUCGACAUCCCCACUGAUGGCGACGUCGACUUUGUGGCUGGGCUCAAGACCGUUGCGGGGUCUGGAGACCCGACGUUGAGGGAGGGCCUGGCUGUGCAUACUUUCCUGUGCAAUAAGAGCAUGGAGAAGAGGGCGACGGUUAAUUCUGAUGGGGAUUAUUUGAUUGUGGCGCAGGAAGGGAAUUUGGACAUCCAAACCGAAUUCGGCAUGCUCUACGUGCAGCCCGGCGAAAUCUGCAUCAUCCAACGCGGCCAGCGCUUCAAGGUCAACGUCGAGGGCCCAACCCGAGGCUACAUCCUCGAGAUCUGGGGCUCAAACUUCCAGCUCCCAGAACUAGCCCCCUGGGAAAUCAUCUACAAGCUCGGCGGCAAGUUCUUCAAGUCCACGCAGCAGCACUCCCCCUUCGACGUCGUCGCCUGGCACGGUAACUACGUCCCCUACAAGUACGACCUCACCAAGUUCGUCAACGUGGGGUCCAUCUCGGUGGACCACAUCGACCCGUCUAUCUUCUGCGUGCUUACCGCCCCGAGCCGCGACCCGGCGGCCCCGCUAGCGGACUUCCUCAUCUUCAGCCCGAGAUGGGAUGUUGCAAGUCAUACGUACCGCCCCCCCUACUACCACCGCAACGCCGCCUCCGAACUAAUGGGCCUCAUCUACGGCGAAUACGCCGGCCGCUCCGACGAAUUCCAACCCGGCGGCGUGUCCUUCGAAUGCGGCUUCGUGCCGCACGGCGUUGCCUACGAGGAGUUCAAAGCUGCGACCGCGGCACCACCGCCUGAGAUGCGCAUAUCUGAGGGCGCGGUGGCCUUCAUGAUGGAGAGCUCCAGGCCGUUUACUAUUACGGAGUGGGCGAUGACUAGUGGGAAGAAGCAUGAGCAUGAGGUGAAGAUGUGGGACAAUCUCGUUGACAACUUUUCGACGCACAAGGAGGAAGUGGAGAGGCUUCUUGCGGAGGGGGUCAAGAAGAUGGGGGUUAAUAGGGGCUAA